AAUAUAAUAUAAAUAAAAUACUAUGUCCACAAGUGACUUACCACCAUCUAUUUUUACCCCUAUGGGAAAAAGAAAAAAAAACAAAUGUCAUCCCUUACAAGCUUCCAAACAAAGAGAAUUAAUGGAAAGUGAGAUUUUCAGGUAGCUAAGUAUUAUUCUCCUUCUUGUCCCUUUUUAUGAUAUUUUGUCCAUCAUAAGAAAAAAAAAAUCAUAUAGUAUAUAUAUAUAUUAUUACAAGAAACUUUUCUUCUGCUAGUCAAUGGAUAUCUCUAUCUCCAUUAUUUCAAGAAAACAUGUUUUUUCUUCCCAAAAAUAUCACUAAAACAUAUCUCUCUUCUUCUUUCUAUGGCUUACAUUAAAGAGAUCAACGUAAUUUUCGACGAUAUCUCUUAUUUCUUCUCUUUUUUCUCAAGGAUAUCAAUAUGACUAUGAUCAAUCCUUGUGAAAAUAUUUCAAGAGAGAAUUUAAUUCGAAGGAGUACUAGUGUUUAUGGUUUUGGUUUAGGUGAUUACGAUAGUAAUUUUAAUCUUAUGACCCGAUUAGAUGCUGAAGAUGAUGAUGAAUAUUAUGUUCAACGAGAUAAUUCAUAUGUUUUAGGGUCGGAUCUAGCAAUAAUGGCUGAAGAUGAGUCAAGAACCGGAAGUAUUAAUGAAACUGGUUUGAGUUCUAAAGAUAACAACAAUGAUAAUACUAACAACAAGAACCACAAGGAGGAGGAAGAGGACGAAGAGGAAAAAGGGUGGCUUCAGUUAAGUAUUGGUGGGCGUACCUAUAUGCCCACCAGUAAUAAGCCAGAAGAGAAUUCUAGAAGAUCAACAGGUGGAAGUGGACUAGUGGAACUUGAUCUAUUACCAACUGUUAGUUCCCAACAAGGGAAACCAACAGUACAUAUAAAUGAAUUUCGAGCACCACCAUCACUAUCAACACCUCGAAGAUAUCAACAACAGUUUCUGACUACUAGUAGUACUACUACUUCUACUACAUCAUCGUCUUUGUUUUUACAACAAUAUCCAGGGAUGGGUGUAGGAAGUAGUUCUACGAAUAUGUUUCCACAACAACAAGAGAUUAUUAAUUGGGGUUUUAGACCUAUGACCGCGCCAAUCCAACAGAAUAUGAAUCUGUCUCUAGUGUCAUCAGGUUCACAUUUUGGUCCUGGACCAUUCCCAGUACUGGGAGGGGUUCCAGGACCAAGUUCUAUAGAUUUUCGGGUUGUUCAUCCACCUCGAAGACCACAUUCUGGGUUAUGGUUUUCAUUACAAUCAUCUUUAAAUCAAACAAAAGAACCCUUUUUGCCACAAAUAUCCAAGAGCUACCUUAGGAUCAAAGAUGGGAGGAUGACAAUACGACUAGUCUUGAAGUAUUUGGUCAAUAAGCUACAAUUGGAAAAUGAAUCAGAGAUAGAGAUAACAUGUAGAGGCCAACAACUCCAACCAUUCUUGACAUUGCAACAUGUUAGAGAUCAUAUAUGGAGUACUACUACUAAUGCUGCUGACAAUAUCCUCACUUUGCUUCCUUCAGAAACUUCUAAUCAUGUCAUGGUUCUACAUUAUGCUAGAACAAGUGCACCUCAAAAUUAACAAGCCACAAAUACUUCGACUUUUUUAUAACAGGUCCGAGUCAGAGUCAGAGUCAGAGUCAGAGUCAAAUAGUAAUGACUCAAAACAUUUCAUCUUACACUAUUUUCGGAAAUCCAAGAAUUUUAUCUAUGGAUAUGUAAAUUACAAGAUUUUCAAUCCUAGCAAAAAAGGGAGGGAAACAUAUUGAAAGUCAAACAGGGCUUCUAUUACAAAACGAACUCGAGAAAGCUGAUGGCGAGAAUUUCUAAUCGUCAAAAAAAAAGAGUACUUAAUUAUUUCAUUUUUUUUAUCAUGGUAUUAUUGUUAAACUAUUGUUACUCAAUCCACUUCUUUUUUGAGUAGUUUUUUUUCUUUCUUUUGGAGUUGUAUUUUAAUUUCAUCAACAUUAAAAUAGUUUUAAUA
Solanum lycopersicum (tomato) is the source of this 1979-nucleotide messenger RNA. RefSeq lists its product as uncharacterized. The record is from RefSeq and is a predicted model, not a curated record. Gene Ontology annotation, biological process: multicellular organism development. Lineage: Eukaryota; Viridiplantae; Streptophyta; Magnoliopsida; Solanales; Solanaceae.